This is a messenger RNA of Bufo gargarizans (Asiatic toad), 650 nucleotides long. Its product is annotated as protein AMBP-like. NCBI's taxonomy places the organism in Eukaryota, Metazoa, Chordata, Amphibia, Anura, Bufonidae. The annotation marks the transcript as partial. The record is from RefSeq and is a predicted model, not a curated record. Gene Ontology annotation, molecular function: serine-type endopeptidase inhibitor activity. The transcript has 5 exons.
AGCACCAUUGUGAAGUUGUGGCGUUGGGAGACCCCAGUGGGACAGAAGUGAGGUGGACAUAUGACAAGUCUCAGGGCACCUGUAUAAGGAUCCUACAGAAAGACUCUACAAAUGGCAUCAACAUCUUCAAUAGUGAGAAGGAAUGCCUGAGCAAGUGCUCCACAAUAUAUGGCUCCCUGUACCCCCCUGGAGCUGCCGUGUGUAACCUCACCCAGGACCAGGGUCCAUGUCUAGCCUUGAUCUUCAUGUGGUAUUAUGACAAGGAGCAGAAUGUCUGUGACUCCUUCUUCUAUGGAGGUUGUCAGGGCAAUGGGAACAGAUUUGAGGACAGGAAUGAAUGUACCAACCUGUGCGUGGUGAAAAAGAAAUCUGGGAAGUCUGGCGCCCUUGAUGCAGCUCAGGACUCAGAGCCCACGAAUUCAGGAUCAGAUGCAGGUCUCAUUAUCGGUGUCAUCUUUGGAGUCAUUUUUGGCAUCGCUUUUCUCGUCACACUUGGGCUGUACUUGGUCCAGAGGAAGAAGUUAAAGAAGCAGAAGCACCAGCCCGUGCCGGCCACCGAGAUGAAGUAAAGGGAAUGAAAAUCUUUUAUACCAGAAAUUUCUACAAUAAAAUGUAAAAGGAAAAACUUGUGUGAGCUGCCUGCUGUAUAA